ACACAUCAACCGCCACUCAGAAAACCCCCCAAAACGAAACGAAGAGUCUCCGCGCCCGCUAGCCCGCUAAGCCUCCCUCUUGUCUUCUUCUCCGGCGAGCGGCGACCCAUCCCAUGCCGGCGACGGACUACCACCAGCAGCAGGGCCCGUUCUCCUCCUUCGGCCGCACCCUCUUCUCCCUCCGCCGGGACACCCCGCCCCACGCGGCGGCCAUGCCGCCGCCGCCGGAGGCGGAGGAGGCGGCCGUCGCCGACCUCGAGGCCUCGUUCCAGCGGCGCGUGGCGGGUGUCCUCUCGGAUCUCCGGGAAGGCUCCGGGGACGACGGGUUCCAAUUCCUCUCCGCCCCCUGGCUCCGGCGGCUCCUCGAGGCGUUCCUCCUCUGCCAGGACGACUUCCGGGCCGUAUCCUCCGCGGCGGCUCAGGCCCAGCGGUGCCGCGGAGCCCAGCAGGCGGAGAGGCUGGCGGCGGAGUUCCACGAGCGCGCUGUGAAGCUGCUCGACGUCUGCAACGCCGCCCGCGACGGGGUCGACCAGGCCCGCCGCUGGGCCCGCCUCGCCGGCAUCGCCGCCUCCGCCGCCGCCGGGGAGAAAGAGAUCCACGAGGGCCAGCUCCGCCGCGCUCGCAAGGCGCUCUCCGACCUCUCCGCCCUCCUCGCCGACGCCAGCUCCUCCGCCGCCAGUUCCAUUCCCCACCGCAACCGCUCCUUCGGCCGCAAUUCCGCAAAAUCUUCCCCGGCCCUCGCUUCCAUCUCGUCUUCUUCUUCCUCCUCGUCUUCGUCCCACUUCCGGUCGCUCUCGUGGGGCGUGUCGCGCUCGUGGUCGGCGGCGCGGCAGCUGCAGGCCAUCGGCACUAACCUAACCCCCCCGCCGAGGACGCACGAGGGCGCGGCCGCGGCGGCGUACGCCAUGGGCUGCGUGCUCCACCUAACCGCGUGGGCGCUCGUGGCCGCCGUCCCGUGCCCCGACCGCGCCGCCGCGCUGCACCACCUCCCGACGCCCCCGCCGCCGCGCGCCGCCGCAGCAUACCCAUGGGCGCCGCCGCUGCUGGCCAUUACCGACCGGCUCGCCGAGGAAGGGAAGCGCAAGGACAGCAGGCGCAGCAACUCGUGCGGCUUCUUCCUAAAGGAAAUCCACGGCCUCGAGAAGAGCUCGCGGCGGCUUUCCGACGCGAUCGACGCCGGCGAGAGGAUGGACGCCGCGGCGGUGCGGGAGGCCGCGGCCGAGCUCGCUGCCGCGUGCGCCGCCGUCAAGGACGGGCUCGACCCGCUGGAGAGGACGGUCCGGGAGGUCUUCCGCUGCGUCGUGCGCUGCCGCAUGGAGGGCCUCGACUUGCCGUUGCUCGCCGCCGGUUGAUCCCCAUCAACAAAAUCAAGCAUUUUGAUCGAUGGAUUUUAGCGGCCAUUGGGUGGCAAUCGCCAUCUGCCUCGAUCUUGGAGGGGUCACAUAUUUUGAUCCACUACGACGCAAGGAGAAUGAACCACAACGCAAAUGUCAUCAACACAGCCUAUCACGACGCGGUGAAAUGGUACGCGAUGCCUAGUUUUAGCCGCAAUCGUGACGCUCUCCUCAGGCACACUUUCAGGUCCCCUGCGAGCAACAGCCUGAAGGAUCCGUCUACUGUGGUUACUACUGCGCGCACACUAUUCAGCAGUUCAUCAAUGACUUCAAGCCAAAGGGGAAGAAGACCUUUGAAGAAGUGAGCAAUUUCUUUCUGGCCAACGCCGAGUUAGGGCACAACUCAGAAAUUCUCGUGUACGAGAUCCAGAAGGACAUCGGCGAAAUCCUCAACAAGGAGGUCCUCAAAACGAGCGGGGAUUACUACGGCGGCAGGAUUGUCACCAAAAGUGGUUAAUUUAUGUGAAACACUUUUAUUUGUGGCUCAUUCUUUCAAACACUUUGUAUACAUGCAUGUGACUUGAAUGUUUAACUCGUGUUGAACUUUGUAACAUAUCUGCUGCUAUUAUGUUUCUUUGGUGCU
Brachypodium distachyon (stiff brome) is the source of this 1977-nucleotide messenger RNA. RefSeq lists its product as uncharacterized. The transcript has 2 exons. NCBI's taxonomy places the organism in Eukaryota, Viridiplantae, Streptophyta, Magnoliopsida, Poales, Poaceae. The coding region runs from base 114 to 1352 and encodes 412 amino acids. The record is from RefSeq and is a predicted model, not a curated record.